This is a messenger RNA of Gavialis gangeticus (Gharial), 1109 nucleotides long. RefSeq names its product calcyclin binding protein (gene CACYBP). The transcript is spliced from 6 exons. The record is from RefSeq and is a predicted model, not a curated record. Gene Ontology annotation, molecular function: tubulin binding; S100 protein binding; ubiquitin protein ligase binding. Bases 114 to 782 code for a protein of 222 amino acids. Gene Ontology annotation, cellular component: nucleus. NCBI's taxonomy places the organism in Eukaryota, Metazoa, Chordata, Crocodylia, Gavialidae. Gene Ontology annotation, biological process: heart development.
CGGGGAGGGGAGGAGCGAGGGCGGAGCAGCCGCGGGGCUGAGUCAAUGCGGCGAGCGCGCCUCUUCCCUCCCCCGGCGGAGCCAGCGCGCGGUGCGCCGGGCCGCUCCGAGACAUGGCGUCGGUGCAGGAGGAGCUACAGAAAGACUUGGAAGAGGUUAAAGAGCUGUUGAACAAAGCCACAAGAAAAAGAAUUCAGGAUGUCCUGAUGGCAGAAGAGCAUAAGAUAGAGACAGAAAUCAAGAACCAGCCAGGACCCAAGCCCAAAGGUGAUGCAGUAGAGGAAGAGAAACCACCAGCUGGAGGAUAUACUGUGAAAAUCAACAAUUAUGGUUGGGACCAGUCAGAUAAGUUUGUGAAGAUUUACAUCACUUUAAAUGGUGUCCACAAGCUCCCAGCUGAGAAUGUGCAAGUGCAUUUCUCAGAGAGGUCAUUUGAUUUGUUGGUGAAACAUUUGAAUGGACGGAAUUACUCCAUGACAUUCAACAACCUGCUGAAACCCAUUUCUGUGGAUGGCAGUUCAAGAAAGAUCAAGACAGACAUGAUCCUUGUGUUAUGUAAGAAGAAACAGGAAGACAAAUGGGAAUGCCUUACUCGAGUGGAAAAAGAAAGCAAAGAUAAAGAGAAGGCUGCAUAUGACACUUCAGACCCUGGCGAAGGGCUGAUGAACCUUCUGAAAAAGAUGUAUUCAGAGGGGGAUGAUGACAUGAAAAGAACCAUUAAUAAGGCCUGGGUUGAGAGUAGAGAAAAACAAUCUAAAGGGGACAUACCAAUGGAUAUUUGAUACUACUCCAAAGAGGGCCUUAAUAUGGAUCUUCCUAUGGGACUUGCUGUGCUGCAGAGGGCAUGUCUUAUAAGUGCAUUGUUUACAUAACCUACUUCCAAGCAAAGACACUUAGCUGUUUUUGAUUUCAGGCUGGAGAAAUUUAAAUAAAGUAUGCUUAAAACCCAUUUCCCUCAAUCAAGUGGGACCCUCUUUCCUGAAGAGUACAGGGUAUUUGUCUUUCCAUGGCCUCCAAGAGCAUUUCACUAUUUUUUUGUUCAUCUGAGAAACUGACAACAUGCAACCAUUACAAAGGAAAAUAAAAGUAAGUUGUUGGUUAAACUCAAA